GUGCCGUCUUGGUUCCGCCCAAACAAAGCGCAGAUUACGGAGUAACGUUGGCGGCGUUAACUGACAAGUCUGUCCUCCUUCCGAGUGUCCUGACAAAGCAGCCUCCCCGUCUCCACCACAGAUGAGUUCGGGAGCAGCGUGGCGUGGCUCUGGCCGUGUCGUCUAACAUGUCACCUUCCGUCCGCCCGUAUUGAAUAAGCCAGCAGCUGGCCAAGUGACACUCGUUCCGGUUUCUACCUCCUCCUGUCCCAGGCCUUCUGUCUGUGUGUGCGCUAUGAGUGCCAUGCGUGUGGAUGCCAAAGUGGUGAUGUUGGGGAAGGAGAGUGUUGGGAAGACUAGUCUCGUGGAGAGAUACGUCCAUCACCGCUUCCUGGUCGGACCCUAUCAGAAUACAAUUGGAGCUGCAUUUGUUGCCAAACCCAUCCAGGUGGGAGAUAAAGUCAUUACCCUGGGAAUCUGGGACACAGCUGGAUCAGAACGUUAUGAAGCUAUGAGUAGAAUCUACUACAGAGGAGCCCGGGCAGCCAUUGUCUGCUAUGAUUUGACUGACAGCAGCAGCUUCCAGCGGGCUCGUUUCUGGGUGAAAGAACUACAGAACUGUGAAGAGCAUUGUAAAAUCUACCUGUGUGGCACCAAGAAUGACUUGAUCAAGAGCGACCGGAGUCUGCGCCAGAUCGACUACCAUGACGCCCAGGACUUUGCUGAGGAGAUUGGUGCCCAGCAUUUUGAGACCUCCAGCAAAACCGGGAACAACGUUGAUGAGCUCUUCCAGAGGGUCGCUGAGGACUACAAUAACACAGCCUUCCAGUAUAUGACCGAAGAGACCGGUGUGGACUUGGACCAGAAGAAGGACUCAUAUUUCUACUCCUGUUGUCACAGCAACUGAUGCUAACAGAGAGGAGGUGAAACGGCUCGGGAGUAUUCUGGGAUGUGAGCGUUUCGCAUCGUAGCCUUGGACCUUCUAUCCAGACUAUAGAGAAGAGAAGAAAGACCGAUGGACUGACAGACAGAGAGACUGACCAACAACACAACACAACACGGCAGAAUUGAUUUGUUUUUCUCUUAGCGUGCGUUUUUCAUUGAGCGCCGCCCGGCUCAGAGCCUCUGCAUCAGGAAUGUUGUUUUAAAACUGGUUGUUGCUGUGUCGUCGUUAAACACCACAGACAGUCCUCUUCUGUUAUAACGGAUGUUUCCAUCCCCGCCUCCUCAUGCAGGAUUUACUUUACGCUUGUUUUUUUUUGGUUUUUUUUUUUUUUUUCAUCGUGACAUUUUUGAAUCGGCUGCUCCUGUCCUGAAACACUGACAGACCAGUCUGGACUCCAGUGCAACAAAGCUGCCUUUAAAACCUUUUAUUUGAGUCCCAGGUAGUCAGUCUUCCCUGGUGGUCAGAAGAAAACGAGUAAUAGGAAAGCUGUUUUCUAUUAUUAUUGUUGUUAUUAUAUCAAAGCAACACCUCUACUCACAGACUAAAGCAUUGUUAAUAGAUAUCCAAGUGAUUUGCAAAAUGACGUUUGCCUCAGAAUACACUUUUGUUCAACCAAGUUUAAGAAUAAGACUGUCUAAUAACAAUUAGACCAAUAAGCUGGCCAUUUUUGGCUUUGUACAGAAACCCGGCCAGUGUGGAGCUACGCUGGGGGGGGUUUAACAUCUGACGUCGCGUUUAACGGAGCCGUGGAAAACACGUCAGAACCACAUAAAUGGGUCUGACACUGUUCAGUCCUUCACUCCCUGUACAGACCACACAUUAAACCUGAGAGGAAACUGCACAAUACAUUACCUGAAACCAAUGAUGUUUAUAUGGCCUUCACACACAGUAGGAAUGCCUGUGUCUAAAGUGUCCAUACCUUCCUGGGUGAUGAUGAUGGUGGUGAUGAUGACUGGCAGGUCUUCGGGGUGAGCGCUGCUGUUUACACUGACACAAUCACGGAUGUGAAUGUAAAGCCACAUGUGGUGUUUUACAUCGUACUGUUUACUGUCUGUUGUGUGUCACGGCAUAAGCUUUCAUUCCGUUUUAAGAGGAGUUUCAGCAAAGUCAAGUUUGGGGUCGUUUUCGUACAACAGUAUAUUAUUUCCAAAACUUUCCCGCCACACUUCAUGGGAAUGGCCUUUUUUUUAUUAUUAUUAUUAUUAUCCUGAAUGCUAUUCAACAAUCUCUGCAAGUUCUUAACAAUUCCUUGGUGUCAUAUAUUGAGCUUAUGAUGAAGAAAUAAAGUUAUUGGGGAAAUUUAAGGAAAAUGUUUUCUAGACAGCGAUGACCUAAAUUUAAAUUUGAGUGAAAUGUCCUUCGUCAGUGUGGUGGUGCGGGUGACUGCCAUGGCUUCACCACCGUGGGGUUCUUGGCAGAUUUCGUAACACGGCACGUUGAGUCGUCACUGCUGAAAAGACACCAGACGUUUGCCUUUUUACAGCCACACAUCUAUGUGAAGUCUGUGUACUGUCUGGUACUCAUAUAGUCACUAAUUUAUUAUUGCCUUUUAAGUUGUGCUGUGCAGCAGCCAUGGAGGGACGUGAAUGAGUACAAUGUGACAUAGUGUUUUUCUCCAUGAUGCUGCAUCUGUACGGAUGCUGUGUUUACAAUAAUUUCAUCUAUAUUAUUAUUAUUAUUACUUAUGUGAGGCUGUUAAUGCAAGACCACAUACAAAUGGAUUCCUGACUAUUAAAAACUUUGAAAGAUUGUUUGAA
Lampris incognitus (smalleye Pacific opah) is the source of this 2682-nucleotide messenger RNA. It is a transcript of the gene rab24, whose product is annotated as RAB24, member RAS oncogene family. Gene Ontology annotation, molecular function: GTPase activity; GTP binding. NCBI's taxonomy places the organism in Eukaryota, Metazoa, Chordata, Actinopteri, Lampriformes, Lampridae. Bases 275 to 886 code for a protein of 203 amino acids. The record is from RefSeq and is a predicted model, not a curated record. The transcript has 9 exons.